This is a messenger RNA of Pipistrellus kuhlii (Kuhl's pipistrelle), 2769 nucleotides long. RefSeq names its product HCLS1 binding protein 3 (gene HS1BP3). The transcript is spliced from 7 exons. Gene Ontology annotation, molecular function: phosphatidylinositol binding. The record is from RefSeq and is a predicted model, not a curated record. Lineage: Eukaryota; Metazoa; Chordata; Mammalia; Chiroptera; Vespertilionidae. Bases 97 to 1206 code for a protein of 369 amino acids.
AGGGCAGGAGCAGUGCGCGCGGGGCGGGGCCGCGGCGACGCCGGCGCCCGCAGGUCCCGUGACAGCGCCCGCCGCCCGCCGCCCGCCGCCGCCGGCAUGCAGCGCCCCCCGGCGCUCGUCACCUCCAGGCGCGUGCAGAAUGCCCACACCGGCCUGGACCUGGCCGUGCCGCAGCACCAGGAGGUGCGGGGCAGGAUGAUGUCCGGCCACGUGGAGUACCAGAUCCUGGUGGUCACCCGGCUGGCCGCCUUCAAGUCGCCCAAGCACAAGCCUGAGGACGUGGUCCAGUUCCUGGUCUCCAAAAAGUACAGCGAGAUCGAGGAGCUGUGCCAGAAGCUGAGCCGCCGCUACCCGGCGGCCAGCCUGCCCCCGCUCCCCAGGAAGGUCCUGUUCGUCGGGGAGUCGGACAUCCGGGAGCGGAGGGCCGUCUUCCACGAGAUCCUGCGCUGCGUCUCCCAGGACACCGAGCUGGCCGGCAGCCCCGAGCUGCUGGAGUUCUUAGGCACCAGCUCCGCGGGGGCGGCCGAGCCCGGCGGCAGAGGUGUCUCUGCCCGGGGCACAGGCGGCCCGGCCGCGGACGAGGGGGAGACUCCCGACUUCUUCCAGCAGCAGGAAGGCGCCGAGGGGCCGCCCAGCCCUGGCCGGGAGGAGGACACGGGGAAGUCCUCGGAAGAGGAGGAGGAGGCACUGGACCCCUUAGGCAUCAUGCGCUCCAAGAAGCCGAAAGCGCGCCCCCAGGCAGCCGCGAAGCCCAGACCCUCGCCCCGGCUCACCCUCUUCGACGAGGAGGCGGGCCCCAGCGGGACGCGCUCCGCCGGGGGCUCCGCAGAGCACGCGCCCGCCAGGGACCCCCUGACGCUGUUUGAUGACCCUGACCUCGGAGGGGCCGUCCCCCUGGGGGACCCCCUGCUGCUGCCGGCAGCCCCUGCGAGCGGAGAGGCCUCUGUGGAGCUGUUCAGACUCGAAGAGGACUUGGACCAGAUCCUGAACCUGGGGGCCGAGCCCGAGCCCCGGCCCCCACCCAAGCCCAAACCGGCCGUGGGGGCGGCGAAGCCGGCGGCGCCCCCGAGAGCGGGCCCGUCGGAGGCCGCGGCCGGGCCACCACCACCGCCGCCGCCGCCGAUCCACGCCAUGGACGAGAUGGACAUCCUGCAGUACAUCCGGGACCACGACGCACCGAGCCAGGCCGCCCCCAGCCUCUUCUGACCUCCCUGCUCCGUGCUGGCCCCUGUGGCAAGGGGUGGGGGGCUGUGCCUCGCGGGCCCGGAUCUCUAGUGCCGGGCGGGGAAGCCGAAGUCACGGGACCCCCGUCCUACCUCGUGCCUUUGUCUCUGGCCCCCUGCGGGGUACGGAGAGAGGGUCCCCAGAGGAGCUGAGCCCAGCUGUCUCGGCCACAGCCUGGGGAGGGGGAGCAGGUGGGGAUACUGGCUAGCCCGGAGCCUGGCCCCAGCAAGGACUGGGACGGGAGCCCAGGGCAGCUCACGCAGGACGAGGCUCUGCGCAGGGCGGAGCGGCUGCCACCCUGGGUGGGGCUGGGCGGCAGCGUGGCUCCUGGGCCUGUGGCUCCGGGAGGGUCCCCCACGAGAGGGGUGUGGAGCGGGUGCCUGGGGGAGCCUGGCGGGUUCCUAGGUGCCACGCAGGGUGCUUUCCUGGGUCCAGUGUAGAGAGACCAGGCCAGCCCUCCUGGGGUAUGGAUGGCCCAGCAGGCCCAGGUCUCCUCUCUGCCUGUCCCAGGGAGACCCGGCCAGACAGACCCUGGCCGCCUGGGGCCUCUGGCCUUCGAGCCGGUGCCACCCGCAGCCCUGAGCUGUGAUCCCCGGGCCCUGUGGAGCUUGGCGGGGCCAGUGCCUUAGUGUCCGCCCCCCCCCCGGCCCUUCGCCGGCACGGCCGGGGCCUGGUGUGACGCCCAGGAACCCUCCGUGAAUGAAUGACCUCUCCUGAGCCAAGCUUGCCUUUCCCCGGUGGAGUCCUCAUGCGCAGGCCCAGGCUCCUGAGACACGGGGGUCUGUGGAAUGCAGCCACUCUUGUCCCGUGGCUCGUGGAGGCUUGGGAAGCGGGGUGAGACCUGGACCCCAGACCUUUUCUGUCCGGGGCCAGCAGACAACCCUGAGGGAGGCACCCCUGCCCGAGCCGGGGGCUGGCUGCCGCUGGAGCCUUAGUUCCCUGUCCCUGCCCUGCGCCGGGGCCCAGGGUGGAGGGAGCACUGGGUCUGCCCUGCCAUGCGUCUCUCUCCCCCCCCCCCCCGUCCGUCCAUCCUGGACAGGCCGUCCCUGCUCUCCCCCUGCACCAGAGUGAGAGGACACGGGCAGGGCAGGGCAGGGCAGGGGCUGGGAGCUGAACUCCUCCUCCUCUGCCUCACCCAGCUCCCAGGGCCCGGCUCCUGGCCCUGAGCGGCUCUGGGACAGCCUCAGGCCCGAGGCGUGCCACGCCCGUUCCCUGCUGGCCUCCCCGCCUCGCCCGGCCUGCCUGCCCACCUCCCUGCUGAAGGAGGGGGACGGGGGGACGGGGGUGGGCCAGUUCUGCCUGGGCUCUCACCUGCCCAGUUCUCAACUCUGCCCCCCACACCAGCGCCCUGCCCCUCCCUGUCUGACAUGUGACGGGGGAGCAGAGAGCACCUGUGCAGGGCUGGCCCUCAGGGGGGGGGUCAUAGACAGAACCUGCCACCAGCUGUGCGUUCCUCCACCACGGCCCGCCUCCUGGGCGCCCCCGUGCUCGCCAGGCAUCUCUGUGGCUCUGGUCCUGCAAUAAAGCCCAUCGUGACUCCUGCCA